ACGCCAUUUCUGCUGGAGUUUUCCCUCACUCUCAAGAGUAACAGUAACAGAUCUCAAUUCAUUCACACAUUCCCCACCUUCAAGCCUUGGCUUUCACUCAAUCUCCUUCAUCAUUCUCUUUCUCUUUCUCUCUCUGCAUUUUCAUCUCUAAAACUUCCUUUCUUCUAUGUCACAUUCUCAUUCACGUUCUUCAUUUCUCUCUCAACUUCUCUUAACUUGUUACAAUUAAACCCCAUUUCUUCAAAUUUAUGUAACAAACAAAACUAACCCAAAAUGAGUUCUCAACCCUCUACCAAAUCAGCCGCAAAACCCUCAAAACCCACAUCCCAAACCCAGCAAAACUCUUCCAGAUCCUCUUCUUUGUCUUCCCACUUGGCCAUGGUUGAACUUAAGCAGAAAAUCCUCACCUCUCUCUCUAAACUGGCCGAUCGAGAUACUCACCAAAUCGCCAUUGAAGAUCUUGAGAAGACCAUUCAAACCCUCUCCCAGGACUCCCUUCCCAUGCUCUUGAACUGUCUCUAUGAGUCCUCUAAUGACCCCAAGCCGGCUGUGAAAAAAGAGUCGUUAAGACUUCUGGGUCUUGUUUGUGAGUUGCAUACUGAUUUAAGUUCUACUCAUGUUACUAAGAUUAUUUCCCACAUUGUUAAGAGGUUGAAAGACAGUGAUUCUGGGGUGAAGGACUCGUGUCGCGACGCGAUUGGGUCCUUAUCUAAGCUGUACUUGAAUGGGAAGGAGGAGAAUAGUGGAAGUGUUGUUACGUUGUUUGUGAAGCCUUUGUUUGAUGCAAUGAAUGAGCAGAACAAAGGGGUGCAAUCUGGUGCGUCUAUGUGUAUGGCUAAGAUGGUGGAAAGUGCUUCGGACCCACCUGUUGCUGCGUUUCAGAAGCUUUGUCCUAGGAUUUGUAAGUUGUUGAAUAAUCAGAAUUUCGUGGCCAAGGCUUCUCUUUUGCCUGUUGUGGGGAGUUUGUCUCAGGUGGGAGCUAUUGGACAACAGAGCGUGGAACCAUUGCUGCAAAGUAUUCAUGAGUGUCUUGCGAGUACAGAUUGGGCUACACGUAAGGCAGCAGCUGAUGCUCUAAGUGCUUUGGCAAUGCAUUCAAGCAAAUUGGUUACAGAUGGAGCUUCUUCCACACUAACAGUGCUUGAAGCUUGCCGAUUUGACAAGAUAAAACCUGUCAGGGAUAGUAUGACAGAGGCAUUGCAGUUAUGGAAGAAGAUUGCAGGAAAAGGAGAUGCAGGGUCAGAUGACCAGAAAGCUUCUCAUGAUGGUGACACUCCUGCAUCAGCUGAGGACUCAAAAAAUUCAAAUCCUAGUGACAGGAGAUUAGAGCCAUCGGCCAAAGGUCCAUCUAAUGGUUUGUCCCCUACUGCAGGUUCUCUUUCUAAAGGCAAAGGUGGAAGCAUUUCAGACAAAGCAGUUGUAAUUUUAAAGAAGAAAGCGCCUGCCUUAACUGACAAAGUGCUAAACCCAGAAUUUUUUCAGAAACUUGAGACUAGGGGUUCGGGUGAUUUGCCAGUUGAAGUAGUCCUUCCUCGUAGAUUUCAAAACUUUUUAAACUCAAACAAUGUGGAAGAAUUAGGACCAAAUGAUUUGGAUUCAAGGGGAAGACCUAAUCGCAUAGGUAACAUGUCAGAUGACUUUUCUGGGUCUCUUAAUAGUAAACAUCGAAGCAUUGACAGAGGAACUGCUGGUGUAAGUGGAAAAGACCUGAAAAUGAGGGCAUCUGAUGUUGAAAGAGAGUCGUCUGGCAAUCGUGCUGGUUUUUCUAAAACUGAUGGCCAAUCUGAAGGAUCCUUCAUUAACAACAAAGGGAAUUGGUUGGCUAUCCAGAGGCAGUUAAUGCUACUGGAGAGACAGCAAGGUCAUCUUAUGAACAUGUUGCAGGAUUUCAUGGGUGGGUCUCAUAAUAGCAUGGUAACUUUGGAGAACAGAGUUAGGGGCCUUGAGAGAAUUGUUGAAGACAUGGCACGGGAUUUGUCAAUAUCAUCUGGUCGGAGAGGGGGUAAUUUUGCAAUGGGGUUUGAGGGAUCUGCUAAUAGACCCUCAGGCAAGUACAAUGGCUUCACUGAGUACCCCAGUGCUAAGUACAAUGGGCGGGUUCCAUUUGGGGAAAGAUUUGCUCAAUCAGAUGGCCUUUCUGCUGGUAACAGGGCCAGUAGGGGCAAUUCUUGGAGAUCUGACAUUUCUGAUGCUUGGGAUUUUCCGGCUUAUGGUACUUCCAGAAAUGGACAGGUUGGUUCUAGGAGAGCUCCAGGUGGUGGUCCCAUUGAUGGCAGAUCACCUAAAGCAGAACAUGAGAGUGAUCAGGCUGGCAGUAGGAGAGCUUGGGAUAAAGGGGGUGGACCUAUUAGGCUUGGUGAGGGACCUUCUGCAAGAAGUGUUUGGCAAGCCUCAAAAGAUGAAGCUACCUUGGAAGCCAUUCGGGUGGCUGGGGAGGACAGUGGAGCGUCUAGGUCGGCCAGGGUGGCUAUUCCUGAAAUGACUGCAGAAGCAAUGGGAGGUGAUAAUAUUGGGCAAGAGAGGGACCCAAUCUGGACUUCAUGGACUAAUGCAAUGGAUGCCCUUCAAGCAGGUGACAUGGAUACAGCUUAUGCCGAAGUUGUAUCUACUGGGGACGAUUUUUUGCUUGUGAAGCUAAUGGACAGAUCGGGACCUGUAGUUGACCAACUCUCAAAUGAGAUAGCAAAUGAGGUCUUUCAUGCUAUUGGGCAGUUUUUACUAGAGCAGAACUUGUUUGACAUUUGUUUGUCUUGGAUUCAACAGUUGGUAGAAAUAGUGCUGGAAAAUGGACCCGAUGUCUUCGGCAUUCCGAUGGAACUGAAGAAGGAGCUUUUGUUGAAUUUACAUGAAGCUUCUUCCGAAAUGGACCCACCUGAAGAAUGGGAAGGUGUGGCACCUGACCAACUUUUGUUGCAGUUGGCAUCAGCCUGGGGAAUUGAACUGCAACAGUUUGAGAAGUAGUUAGC
Pistacia vera is the source of this 2966-nucleotide messenger RNA. RefSeq names its product microtubule-associated protein TORTIFOLIA1. The transcript is spliced from 6 exons. Bases 274 to 2961 code for a protein of 895 amino acids. Gene Ontology annotation, cellular component: cortical microtubule, transverse to long axis. Gene Ontology annotation, biological process: circumnutation; unidimensional cell growth; multicellular organism development. Gene Ontology annotation, molecular function: microtubule binding. The record is from RefSeq and is a predicted model, not a curated record. Lineage: Eukaryota; Viridiplantae; Streptophyta; Magnoliopsida; Sapindales; Anacardiaceae.